This is a messenger RNA of Calypte anna (Anna's hummingbird), 3059 nucleotides long. It is a transcript of the gene ERLIN2, whose product is annotated as ER lipid raft associated 2. The record is from RefSeq and is a predicted model, not a curated record. Gene Ontology annotation, cellular component: endoplasmic reticulum; endoplasmic reticulum membrane. The transcript has 11 exons. Gene Ontology annotation, biological process: SREBP signaling pathway. Gene Ontology annotation, molecular function: cholesterol binding; ubiquitin protein ligase binding. Lineage: Eukaryota; Metazoa; Chordata; Aves; Apodiformes; Trochilidae. The coding region runs from base 27 to 1091 and encodes 354 amino acids.
CGGUCUGCAGGAGCGGUCUCGCUGUGAUGACGCCACCUCCGAGCGCCUCCCGGGCCAAGAAGCCUCCGCCGCCCGGCAUGGCCCAGUUGGGCGCCAUCGCGGCCCUGGCCCUCAGCUUCCUCGCCGCCGCUUUCCUCUCCGCCAUCCACAAGAUCGAGGAGGGACACAUCGGCGUUUAUUACCGCGGCGGAGCUUUGCUGACCUCCACCAGCGGGCCCGGCUUCCACCUCAUGCUGCCCUUCAUCACGUCCUACAAGUCAGUGCAGACCACGCUGCAAACGGAUGAGGUGAAAAACGUGCCCUGUGGGACCAGUGGGGGAGUGAUGAUUUAUUUUGACAGAAUCGAGGUGGUGAAUUUCCUCAUCCAGAGUGCAGUGUAUGACAUUGUGAAGAACUACACUGCUGACUAUGACAAAGCCCUCAUCUUCAACAAGAUCCACCACGAGCUGAACCAGUUCUGCAGUGUCCACACCCUCCAGGAGGUUUACAUUGAGCUUUUUGAUCAGAUUGAUGAAAACCUGAAACUGGCUUUGCAACAAGACUUAACUACUAUGGCCCCUGGCUUGAUCAUACAGGCAGUUCGAGUUACAAAGCCAAACAUCCCUGAAACAAUCCGGAGGAAUUAUGAGCUCAUGGAGAGUGAGAAGACAAAGCUUCUGAUUGCAGCCCAGAAGCAGAAGGUGGUGGAGAAGGAAGCAGAGACAGAAAGGAAAAAAGCCCUCAUUGAGGCAGAAAAAAUUGCCCAAGUUGCUGAAAUAACUUAUGGACAGAAAGUGAUGGAAAAGGAAACAGAGAAGAGAAUUUCAGAGAUUGAAGAUGCUGCAUUCCUGGCAAGGGAGAAGGCCCGAGCUGAUGCUGAGUGCUACACAGCCAUGAAAAUAGCUGAGGCCAACAAGCUGAAGUUAACUCCUGAGUACUUGCAGCUGAUGAAAUACAAAGCAAUUGCAGCAAACAGCAAGAUCUAUUUUGGCAAAGAUAUUCCCAACAUGUUCAUGGACUAUGCAGGAAGCCAGACCAAAUUUGCAGAGGGAUUUGCAGAAGGACUCCAAGAAGAAGAUGGAACCAGUGAGGACCCAAAAGUUCCUUCCUAAUGUUCCCUGAAAAGGUUUUUUUUUUUUUUGGUUCAUUACCAGACAAAAACAGGAACUUGGGAAGUUGCUGUUUGGUUUCCCCUUUUCUUCUACUGAAAGAGGAAUCAGACUCAAAUCCUUUCCACCUUUUAUAUGACAAUUAGACACAAAGACUUUGGUAUUUAUAAAUAAAUAUAUCUAUAGGGGGUGGGUUUUCUAGUAACUUGUCAGGCAGGCAGCUCCAGGUAGGUCCUAGAUCCACCUCUCCCUCUUGGACACAGAGACCAAAUGAUGCUGGAGGAGCUUCUUAGGUUGUUCUGCAGCCAGCUUAGAGAGCACCUAAUUCAGUAAUUAUGGAUUUUUAGGUGGUUUGUAAUAAAUUUAGACAUUUUGGAGCCAGGAGAUUUGCUGCUACAACUUGGAGGAGUUUUUUUUUUUUGUUGUUUUCUCAUUGGAAACUCCCAGGACUUUUAUUUCAACCCCUUUUAAAAACAGGUGCUAGACUUGAGAACACUACAAGGUCUGAAGGCCCCAGGCUUUGUCUGAAAAUCCUCCAAACUGAGGAUUUUCUGCAUCUUGACACUAUUUUUGGGGUGGUUUUUUGCCAUAUUCAGGUUGUGGUUGGAGGCAUUUUUCCUGCUGAGCUCAGAAUCCCAGUGCAAACCUGGCCCCAGCCAUCCUGCUUGGAGAAACUUAAGAGAUUUAGACUCAGGGAGUCUGAUUUUUUGCAAAAAAAAGAAAUGAAAAUAAAAAUUUCCUGGGGGAGCAGCUGGGCUGAGCAGUGCUUGAAAGAAGAUUCAGGGAAACUGAGGCAAAGGGAGCCAAGUUACUGUUCAGUGUGGGGUUUUCUUAGCUGCAAAGUAGUGAUAGGGUUUGUUUGACACCCAUUUAAAACUUGAGGGGGUGAUAAAGACAAAAGUCCAGACUUAGAAAGGACUUUUUGGAUGGUUUUUUUCUUACCCUAACCCAUCUGCUACUUGGCAGGAGAGCUUCUUUAUUAAUUACUUAUCAUUUGCAGCCAGCAGACUAAUGAGGGAUGAUGCAAGCAAGUGCUAAUUAAGUUUUCAGAGCCUGUUGCAUUUGCAGUCUUGCACCCCAAACUCUUGGUUUUAAAUAUUAAUUAUUCUUUUUAAGAAGGCAGCCACACUACCCAUCUGACUCAUUCCAGCUCUUGGUGCCAAUAUUUUUAUUUUUUUCCCUGUUUUUUCUCCUGACUGAGACCUGCAGAAUUGAAGAUCAGCACCAGUUUCUGCUGGAGAAGAAUCCUCUGUCUUCUGUUUGUCUUCUUUGUAGCUCUUGGGAAGCAGCAGGUCAGGAAAAUUCCCAAAAAAAUUGACUUUUAGCAGCAGGAAUUUAGGAAUGACACAAGUGGUACCUAAGUGGUUGAGGAUGAUCUUACUUGGCAGGGUUCUACAUUCCUGUUGGAGAGUUCCAUGAGUAACUACAACCUCCUUUUUAGGCAAGUGUUCUUCCUUCAAGAUCCACCCAAAUAAGCCAAAAAGGGUAUUAUUAUCCAGUGUGUUUCAUGGGAAGAUCAUAGCUUAGAAGAAAAAGGUCUUCAGUAUUUUUUUUUUUAAUAAAAGUAUUUUUUUUGUAAUUUAAUCAAUUUUGAUGAGUUUAUUAAAAACAAAAAGCUACAAUCAUGCCCCACUCUUCACAAGCAAAAUCCAUUUUGUCUGCAUUGAGUUUUGUUGUUAUUUCUUUUAAUCUUCCAGAGCAGAUUUGUCACUACAUCUAAACCUUUUUUUUUUUUUUUUUCCCACCUCUGUCAUUAACCAAGAUUUUUGUCCUAAUUUCCACAGCCUGAAAUCAUGAAAUAAUAAUCUGAAUUUUAAACCUACUCUGCCUAACAAAGAAAACACAGCUUUGUGGCAUUGCUGCUACCCAGGGAUGGCUGUUGGGAACAGAGUGAUCUGAGAUCUUAUGUGUUGAGUUAAAAGCCUUUUUAUUUUGGUAUUUGCUAUGACAAUAAAAUAGCCUUCAAUUUUA